UUCUUUGGUCUCUGUGAAUUCGCUCAGGCGCCUCCUUCUCCUUCCUUGGCCGCCGCCGCCGCCGCCGCCGCAGCUUGAGGCGGAGAUGGAGGAGUACGGCGCGGGGGACCUCCUGAGCGAGGCCAUGUGCGCCGGCGCGCGGGUGGUGGUGGUGGAGGACUGCGUGGAGGCGCCCGCCGCCUUCGUCCUCCACCUCCUCCUCAAGCGCGCGCUCGCGGCAGCCGGUGGCGCGGCGCUCCUCGCCCUCGCGCACCCCUUCUCACACUACGACCGCGUCCUCCGAAAGAUGGGCUGUAACUUGUCCAUGCAUAGGAAGAGUGAGAGGCUUCAUUUCUUUGACUUGCAGGCGUUCCCAGGUGGAACACGGGGAGGUGCCAUUGCUGAUAGCUUAGCUCAGCUGUAUAGUGGCGUUCAGAGAGUGGUGGAGACAUACAGGAGUGGAGAAAAUGCAGGUCGGUUCACGGUUAUGAUAGAUGAUGUUUCACUCUUGGAAGUUGCUGCCAGUGGUUCUGCAGAUGAUGUCUUGGACUUCUUGCAUUAUUGCGUGACACUUACGUCUGAGAUGAAUUGCUCGCUCGUGGUUCUUAUUCAUGAGGAUAUUUAUUCAAGCGAGGAUGGUGUGGGACUUCUCGCACAUCUGCGCUAUAUUGCGGAUCUUGUGAUUAAAGCAGCACCUCUGAGCACUGGUUUAGCCGCUGAUGUUCAUGGACAGCUGUCAGUAAUAAACAAAGGAAUGCUCAUCGAGCAAAGGCCGGCAAAAGGGCGGAAAGUUUGGAACUUCCAUUUUAAGGUGAAGGAAAACGGCGCAGACUUCUUCUACCCAGGGAGCAGACACUAGAACUUUGGGCACCGUAAAGCUGCAGAGCAGAUAUCACUCAAGUGAUGCCAUUUGAUGCGUCGCUCGUUAUGUUGGAAGUUGCCCUGUUUUAAGGAGCAUCAUGGAAAGGAAACCAGUUUUGCCCGGUUCAGGAUUUGCAUGGUUCCAUCUUUUUUUUGCCAUUUUCUAGGCAGCUUGUGUUGCCUUUAUUCAUUGGAAAUGGGGAUGUACUCUACAUUGUAAACCUUUGAUCUGGAGCAUUAGAGCAGACACUAGGGAGAACUGCAAUGCGAAAACAUAAGUACUCCCUCUGUAAAGUAAAUAAGACCUUUUAGAUCACUAAAGUAAGUAGUGAUCUAAAAGGUCUUAUAUUACUCCCUCUGUAAAGAAAUAUAUGAUCUUUUAGAUCAUUAUUACAGAGUGAGUAGAAGUGAAGUGCAACCUUUUGACUUUAGAACA
This is a messenger RNA of Triticum dicoccoides, 1276 nucleotides long. RefSeq names its product elongator complex protein 6-like. Gene Ontology annotation, cellular component: elongator holoenzyme complex. The record is from RefSeq and is a predicted model, not a curated record. The transcript is spliced from 5 exons. Lineage: Eukaryota; Viridiplantae; Streptophyta; Magnoliopsida; Poales; Poaceae. Gene Ontology annotation, biological process: tRNA wobble uridine modification. The coding region runs from base 86 to 838 and encodes 250 amino acids.